AUGGAGCUAGUCACAGUGACGGCAGCAAUGGGGAGCCUGCUCCCAGCGCUGGCCGAGCUGCUGAGGGAGGAGUACGCGCUGCAGGAGGGCGCAAGGGCGCGGGUCAGGCAGUUCUCCGGUGAUCUCAAGCGCAUGCGCGCGGCGCUCUGCUCGGCGGCCGAGACGCCGCUCCGGCCGCCGCCGCCGGCAUCAUUCAGACUCUGGGCACGCGACGCGCGCAGGCUGUGCCACGACCUGGAGGAUGCCGUCGACGACUUCCUCCUCCUCCUGCGCGGCGUCGCCAGCCCUGGGCACGCCGCCGACCAGGAGGACAUGCUGAUCCGCCCCAUGGCCAAGGUGGCCGAUCACCUGCUACGCCAUCGGAUGUUCUCCGACGCCAUCGCUGAGCGGCAACCCCGAGAUGACACGCCCACCGAGCAUGAUCCACCGCGUAGAAAGGCAGCGUCGUCGACGAGGCUCGUUGGCAUCGAUGGACCGAGGGACGAGGUCACAGAAAUGCUGUCCAUGGGGGAUCAAAGCAAGCUGAGGAUCGUCUCCAUCUUCGGAUUUGGAGGAUCCGGGAAGACAACGCUAGCGAAAGCAGUCUACGACAAGCUUAGGCCGGGCUUCCAGUGCGGGGCUUUCGUUACGGUCGGUCGGAACGGCCAUGACAUGAGCAGAGUUUUCAGGGAUAUUCUCCAUCAUCUUGACAGGAAAGACUUCACCAGGUUAAAGAUGGUGAAUUUGGAUGAAAAGCAGCUUAUUACCAAACUUCAGGAAUACCUUCAGAGCAAGAGGUAUUUUAUCGUAAUUGAUGACUUAUGGCAUAUGAAUUCAUGGAAUACAAUAAGAUUUGUUCUGCCAGACAGUGAUCAUGGAAGCAAAGUGGUCACAACUACUCGUUUUUCUAACAUUGCUAGGGAUGUUGGUGAUGUUUACAAUCUGCAACCACUUUCUCAUGGUAUCUCUAAAAAAUUGUUAUGUACAAGAUUAUUUGAUGAUGAAGGUAAAUGUCUGGAGAGACAAUCAGCUGAAGCAUCUGACAAUUUUUUGGAAAAAUGUGGUGGUAAUCCAUUAGGUAUCAUCGCAAUAGCUGGUUUGUUGGCAAGUAAGACUGAAGAUGACUGGUCUGGAAUAUACAACUCUAUUGGUUUUGAGGAUGGAAUUAAUGAUGUUGUCCAAAAUACUAGAAGGAUAUUGUCUUUUUGCUACUAUGAUAUGCCUUCUCAUCUAAGGACUUGCUUAUUAUAUCUAAGUAUAUUUCGAGAAGAUUAUGAGAUCAAUAAAUCUCUUUUGAUAUGGAAGUGGAUAGCUGAAGGCUUAAUUCAUGACGAACAAGAUAUAGGGCUAUUUGAGCUUGGGGAGGGGUACUUAAAUGAGCUGAUAAUUAGAGGCAUGAUCCUCCAACCAGUUGAGGCUCAUGGCACUGGGUAUGAAAUUGGUUGUCGUGUUCACGACAUGGUGUUGGAUCUUGUCCGUUCAUUGUCGAGUGAAGAAAACUUUGUCACUCUGUUAUCAAGUGAUGAGGAUCAUCAAAAUCUUUCAUUGACCGAUGCCAACAGAAUAGCUCUGCAAUCUAGAACUGUUGAAAAAUAUCACCCUCAGCUGGCUUAUGUGGACAUGGGGCAAAUGAGGUCAUUUGUUGCCAUUUUAUCCAAUAUCCCUGUGAUACCCCCAAGCUUUCAAGUUUUACGUGUGCUAGCUCUAGAAGAUUGCAAGUUCAUAGAAGGUUACACAAGCAAUGGCCUGGAGCAUCUUGGAAAGUUGCUGCAUCUAAGGUACCUUGGGCUAACAAGGACACAUGGUUUUCAUCGGCUGCCAGAAGAAAUAGGACAGGAUCUAAAGUUUCUGCAAACAUUGGACUUGUAUGAAACUGACUUAGAAGAGGUACCAUUCAAUGUCGGCCUAAUGACACAGCUUCUGUGCCUACGUGUUGAUGUGGGUACAAGAGUGCCCACUGGUUUGAUCACAAAUCUAACAUCUCUGCAGGAACUGUGGAUAUACCCUACUAUGAAAGGCUAUACCAUUGGAAGCCAGUUUGUGAAGGAUUUGGGUAAGCUGAGAGAACUAAGGGUUCUGAAGACUUGGAUUCUUGGGUGGGAUCAGAGCAUGGAAAUUGCUCUAGUGGAGUCUCUGCACAAUUUCCACAAGAUCCAGCAUUUGGAACUAAGCGGCGAAUCAUACUUGGGAAAGGGUGUAACAUGGGAAGCAGGAUUUCCAUCCUCUGUGCACCUAAGAUAUCUGUCUUUAGCAUGCAUGCAGUUAACUAGGCUGCCAGCAUGGAUGAACUCCUCACUUCUUCCGAACCUCAGUCAUUUAGUUGUGAAUGUGCAGUUCAUGCAAGAGCAGGACAUGGAAACCCUUGGGAGGAUGCCAGAACUUCGUAGCCUUGAACUACAGUCCUGCAACAAAAGAGUAGUGAACAUUAAAAAUAGUUGUGGACAUAUAGGUUACUUUCAGAAAUUGAGAUCGCUUAUAUCAUAUAGUAUAUUGAUCUUGUUUGGCCUAGAUCGCAGCGGUGUAGGAAUUGAUGCUCCUGCUACUAUGCCAAACCUUGAAUAUCUUCAGUUUACUGUUCAUGUGCGGUUCCUCAAAGAUGCCAACCAUGGUUUUGACAAGAUAAUCUCCGAAAACCUCUCC
Oryza brachyantha (malo sina) is the source of this 2619-nucleotide messenger RNA. RefSeq names its product disease resistance protein Pik-2-like. Gene Ontology annotation, biological process: defense response to other organism. Gene Ontology annotation, molecular function: ADP binding. The annotation marks the transcript as partial. NCBI's taxonomy places the organism in Eukaryota, Viridiplantae, Streptophyta, Magnoliopsida, Poales, Poaceae. The record is from RefSeq and is a predicted model, not a curated record. The transcript has 2 exons.